Molecule: messenger RNA, 1466 nt
Organism: Sorghum bicolor (sorghum)
Lineage: Eukaryota; Viridiplantae; Streptophyta; Magnoliopsida; Poales; Poaceae
Product: AUGMIN subunit 7
Exons: 9
Coding region: 123-1109 (328 amino acids)
Biological process (GO): spindle assembly; centrosome cycle
Cellular component (GO): HAUS complex
Molecular function (GO): microtubule minus-end binding
Source: RefSeq, a predicted model, not a curated record
AAAAUUAAAAUUCGGGGGAAUUAUCGAACAUCUCGCUCGUUGGUGAGUCGCCGUCUGCCCACAUACCCACCAUCCCCACCAACGGCCGGCCGCGGCGGCGGAGCGGAGCGGAGCGAGCAGCCAUGGCGUCGAAGCAGAUGGAGGAGAUCCAGCGGAAGCUGUCCCUGCUGGAGUACCCGCGGGCGAACGCCCCCGCGCAAUCCCUCCUCUUCGCCGGCGUCGAGCGCUACCGGCUCCUCGAGUGGCUCUUCUUCCGGCUCCUAGGCGACAGAUCGCCCUUCACGCAGCAGAACUGGCAGGGGGAUAGCCUGGACCGCGACGAGGAGAACAACAGGAUCCAACACCUGGCGGAGAUAGCUAACUUCCUGGGCAUCACACCUUCGGUGGACACCGAGGCGAUUCAGGGUCGAGGUAGCUAUGAGGAGCGGGUGGAACUUCUCCAUCUUAUUGUCGACCUAGUGGAAGCUAGUUGCUACGCUGACAAUCCAGAGUGGAGUGUUGAUAAGCAAUUGGAGAAGGAUGUGCAACUCGUAGAUUCAAUUGCUGAGAAACAAGCCCAAAUUUUUUCGGAGGAGUGCAAACUUUUCCCUGCAGAUGUUCAAAUACAAUCAAUUUACCCCUUGCCUGAUAUUGCUGAAUUAGAGUUAAAGCUCUCGGAGUAUACCAAAAAGAUGUCCAAUCUGCAGCAAAUGGUUCAGGAAUUAGCAUCGAAGUAUGAUUAUAAUCCAAAUGAAGACUAUGCUGAGACAGAAUUGAAGUUGAGGGAACACUUGAAAUCAUUUUUGGAAACGGUUAAAUCCUUCAACACAAUAUAUACUAAGGAAAUCCAUCCAUGGACCCACAUGAUGGAAGUGCCACAAUUGCAUGGCUUCGGUCCAGCUGCUAACCGCCUCCUGGAGGCAUACAAUACCCUUUUAAAGUUCCUGGGAAACCUGAGGAGCCUCCGAGAUUCAUACACUGCAAUGGCUGCUGGUUCACUGUCGGCUUCUAAUGAGCCUUCAUCUGUGACCAAGAUUAUUUCAGACUGUGAAUCUGCGUUAACCUUCUUGAAUCACAGUCUUUCCAUCCUUUCAACUUCCGUGGCACGUGAGCAGGGGGAAACACUAUGAUUUUACGGUAUUUGCAUACCAAGAUAUAGUCUCGGGGAACUUAUGUAUGUAAGCUUGUAGUGAUUCAGUUGUUUGCUUUCUUUUUAAAAAAAUCAGUUGUUUGCAUUUUAGUUUCAGCUGAUGCAUGUACUCUCUUCAUUCCAAAUUAUAAAUCGUUUUACCUUUUCUAGAUAUAUUUGUUUAACUAUACAUCUAUAGGCUAUGUCUAGAUACACAACAAAAGUUAUUUAUCUAGAGAAAACAAAAAUGACUUAUAGUUUGAAAUGGAGGGAGUAGUAAAGCUUUGACCUCUUGCCGAGUCUAGUUUGUAACAGUUACUAAACAUCAUCCUUGAUAAGUUGUAUCUUGAGUUCUUUU